Molecule: messenger RNA, 1014 nt
Organism: Diutina rugosa
Lineage: Eukaryota; Fungi; Ascomycota; Pichiomycetes; Serinales; Debaryomycetaceae
Gene: IPK1
Product: inositol pentakisphosphate 2-kinase
Exons: 1
Coding region: 1-1014 (337 amino acids)
Biological process (GO): inositol phosphate biosynthetic process
Cellular component (GO): nucleus
Molecular function (GO): inositol-1,3,4,5,6-pentakisphosphate 2-kinase activity; ATP binding
Source: RefSeq, a predicted model, not a curated record
AUGGAGAUUGCCAAAAUCACAACUCCCAAGGAUUGGGUCUAUUUUGCCAAGGGAUCUGCAAACAUAUUGUUCAAGUAUAUUGGAAGCCAUGAUUUUCUCAAGGACAAACUAUUACGCAUUCGUUUGGCCAAAGAAACAGCUGAAUACAUCAGUACUUGCGAACUUUACGAUUUUGUUGAACUAAAAUGCAAACCUCUCUUUGCAGAUAGUUUUAUCGAUGCUCAACUCAUCGUUCUAGAGCAGCAAUUCCUCGCUCAGCUCGAUCUGAGGGGAAACAAAAUUAUGACCCUGGAAAGGUACGGCUUGCUUACUCCCAAUGUCCUCAAUGGUGACUAUAUUCGACAUCUGCUUUCCAAACACUGCCAGCUUUAUAUAGGGACACAAGAACCAUUACAACAGGUGAUAUUCGAGAUCAAGCCAAAAUGGUUAUACGAUAAUAACCAGACCAAUUAUUGUCGAACAUGUCUGCUAAAUCAACUUCGCGAUCACCCACGUCAUUUUUGCCCUUUGGACUUGCUAUAUGAGGAUACCAUCAACAAAGGGUUGAGUGAUCUCUUUUCUCCCAUUCCAGACGAGGUAUUAAGCCAACUUGACAGGGAAAAGUUUCCCGUGAAAAAAUUAUUCGAGGCAUUUCUCAGAAAGCCAGAUAAUGUUUUCUUGAAACUAAAAUGUUAUCAGAAGACCAAUGAUCCAAGUGCUGAAUUGAUGCAAUUGCAACUGAGUAAAGAUGUUUCAAUCGAUUUGAGUUUGAUCAUGACGCUUCGAGAUGUUGGUGUGUUCAUCAAAUUUGAACGGUAUAACAAUGAAAGUGGUCUGCAAAAUCCCAAACACAUGGGUGACAAUAUAGUCAGCAUGGAUGAAUAUGGAAAGUUUCUCAUAACAUGCAACAUUUAUGACCUAGACUUGAAAUCUCAAAUGAAAUUCAAGUAUUGGCAAUCUAUCGAGGUUAAAUUGGGUCCUAUUUAUAAUUCUUCAAAUCCUAAUUGGAUCCCGUGUGUCAAGCAUAGCGAUUGA